This is a messenger RNA of Lates calcarifer (barramundi perch), 1349 nucleotides long. Its product is annotated as ovarian cancer G-protein coupled receptor 1-like. NCBI's taxonomy places the organism in Eukaryota, Metazoa, Chordata, Actinopteri, Centropomidae. Gene Ontology annotation, biological process: G protein-coupled receptor signaling pathway. Bases 1 to 957 code for a protein of 318 amino acids. Gene Ontology annotation, molecular function: G protein-coupled receptor activity. The transcript has 3 exons. Gene Ontology annotation, cellular component: membrane. The record is from RefSeq and is a predicted model, not a curated record.
AUGGAAGCCUCCUACCUGCACGACAAAUCUGACUACAAUGACACUCACUACAAUGACAAUUACCAACCUCCCUCCAGCGUCUUCGAAAGUGAUGGCUGGUUUGAAUUGUACAAUUUUUGCAUUAAGUAUGGGCUUCGGAAUGAUUUUGCUAAGUUAUCUGCAUGGACUGUGAUCUUGAUAGGUUUUCCUCUGACCGUGCUGGCCAUCUAUUUUCUGUAUUCACAGGUGCGAGACAACCAUGUUGCACCGGUCUAUGUCAUCAACCUUCUGAUCUCUGACCUUAUCAAGAUAUGUAGCUUGGUGAUCUGGAUGGUUGACUGGCAGCAUCUUGAAUAUAAUGCCUGGGAAUAUUAUGUUAUUGCUCUCUGUGUCUCCACAUUGAUUUUCUACAUUGGUCUGCUGGUCAGUGUUGGCUUCAUGGUGUGUGUAGCCCUAGAAAGGUAUUUAAUUGUCACCUGGCCUCUGUGGUACCGCUUCAGAUGUAGCAUCAAGUUUUCUGUGGUGGUCUCCGUCAUGGUCUGGGUCUUUGGUUUCAUUGAGUUCAUUAUAGCAUUUUUUGUCCCCUAUGCCCUCUUCAUCCUCCUCCUCCUCCCUUUCCCCUUGCUCAUCUUCUUCCUGGCUGGGACCAUCAAAGCCCUCUCUAUGGACAUUUCUGUCUCUGUUAAAGAAAAACAGCAGAUCAUAGGAACUUUAGUCCUGGUGCUGCUGCACUACACACUACUGCUCUUGCCCCGGGUCAUUUUGAUCAUGGAAAGGUCAUUUAAUGCUGAUGAAUUUACUUAUAUUUUUUUGGUUUUAUUGAUUUUUGUAGAGUUGACAGACUUUAGUCCUUUUGCAGACUUGGUUCUGUGUGUUUUCAUAAGCAAAGGGUCUACAGAGAAGCCGCUGACCUCCCUGUGUUGUUGCAGGGUAACAAGAGAGGAAGAACAGGGUCGGGUAGCCACCAUAAAUAGCUAACCACAGAAGUAGACAGAGCAUUAAUUCAUUCAUUAUCUAUACUGGACUUAGGGAGGAAUAAUAAUAAAAAAAAUAACAAUAAAUAAAUAAAAUGAUAUGAUUAUCUAAUUUGAAUUAUAUUGUUUUAUUUUGCAAGCCUUAAAUGUUCAGAGACAUAGAGACAACAUAUUUGUUUUCCAUCAAAAUAUCUGAUCUUGCAGUAGAAUAUUCAGUUGUAGUAACUGUGUAAUUUUCAUACUUAUACACUCUUUUUGCUCUUAUAUAUGUUAGACAAUAAUUGUGGUCUGGUGUAAUUCUGGAAAAGUUCAAAGUGACUUCAAAAGUAAUGUUUUUAUUUACAUUUGACCUAAACCAGGAACUUUUCCUAACCUUAAACCAAAGUGCUUUUGUAA